GAUCAAGCCAGAUCUCAUCCACUGUCCAGUCGAGUGCUUCUUCCAUCAACACUCGACUGCUGACGAUGGUCCAGCUGCGCAUCAAGAAGCGCAGCGGCGCCUACCUCGGUGCCAUUGAGCUGCCGGCGACAGCAUCCGUCGAGGAGUUCAAGAAAGAGUUCCACCGCAGAUGUGAGCAGAGAGAGAGGCGGGAUCAGUCGGGGCAUCAACGACACAUGACCGAUGCUGCCUCUGUGUCUGUGUGUGUGCUGUGCAGUCAAGUUCUAUCCUGAGCGGCAGCGCUUCACAAUCGGAUCAGGUGCGCCAGCCAGCCAGCCACAUGGACAAGGGGUCAGAGGCAACGGCAGAUCGAUCUGGGUGGGUGCAUUGGAUGUUUGGUGUGUGUUCAGGUAGCGGUCCGGCGUUGAAGGAUGGGACGCUGCGCGACAACGGCAUUGAGGAGACGGAGGAGGGCUACCUGCUGUUCUUCAAGGACCUGGGCGUGCAGAUCAGCUGGCGGCUCGUGUUCGUCAUCGAGUACCUGGGGCCGAUUCUCAUCUUCCCCAUCUUCUACUGCCUGCCGCAGCUCAUCUACGGCCAACCGGCGCCCAACAAGCACCUCAUCCAGAAGUGGGGAUGGGGAUGCAACCAUGACGUGCUGGAGGCCAUUUAUUGGCGACUUGGGGUCUGUGUGUGUUUGUGCAGGGUUGCGUUUUGUUUGGUGCUGCUUCACUACAUGAAGCGGGAGCUGGAGACGCUGUUUGUACACCGCUUCAGCAACGCCACCAUGCCCAUCAUCAGACUGCCCAUCAACUGCCUCCACUACUGGUAUGAAUGAAGAGCCCACUCACUGAUUGCAUGACUCACUCGCGGCACUGCCCGCAUCGCAUCCAUGGCGCGUGUGCGGUGCUUCUUUCGUUCAGGGUGUUGUUCGGCACAAGUGUGGGGUACUACCUCUUCCACCCCAAGUACACGGCGCCCGACUGGAGCCCCCAGGCCGUAUACAUACUUGCCGCACUCAUGAUGGUCAGCAAGACAGCACCACACGUACACACCAGCGAAAGGCGGCUGUAUGUGUUCUUGUUGGUCAGGUGUGCGAGUUGUUGAAUCUCAAGACCCACUUGAUCCUCAGGAACCUCAGGCCAAAGGGCACCAAAGCAAGGGGCAUUCCCAAGGUGAAACGGACAUCAUACUGAUGGUCGUCCACACGUCAAUGCAUUGGCGUGUGUGUUGUGACCGGUCAGGGUUGGGGUUUCCAGCUGGUGUCGUGCGCCAAUUAUUUCUUUGAGAGCCUGGCCUGGGUGUUCUUCGCCGUCAUGACUGGCACACUCACCGGUCGGCACUCAAGUGACACUGACAGGCAGACCGACAUGUGUCGACACAGCCCUUUGCAUGUGUACCUUCUCUCUCUGUGUGUGGGCGUGUGUGUCAGGUUGGGUGUUUCUGGCGAUAGCGUUCCUCCAGAUGGCCGACUGGGCCAUCAAGAAGCACCAGAGAUACCAAGCCGAGUUUCCUGACUACCCAAAGUCAGCAGCGAAAGAUCUACCUACCCACACAGAGCACACAAACGUGUUGACCCGUGUUGCUUCCUCUGUACGUGUCUGUGUCACUGCGUGUGUGGCGUGCAGGAUCCGCACGGCCAUCAUUCCCUUCAUUCUGUGAGUGGAGACUGUAGUGUCGCUCUGCCGCGUGUAUGCCAGGAGGGGGCGAAUCCGUGAACCCCUCAGUGUCUGUCAGACAGACAGACAGACAGAGAGACAGGGAGGCAGUCAGGCGGACAGGAUUGUGUCACUUUUGUUUUGGCUCGGGCAGUGCGUGUAGCACGUGGACUCUGUGUACCAUAGCUGCACGGAAGCGUGUGAACAGGCACGCAUCAUCCGACAAACUGCCCGAAAACUGAGCGAACCCCAAUCGUCUCAGCUCGCCGAUUACUCAACUUCUACUUGCUCGCGAGUCAAUUCUGUGGAAACGUGAGUGUAUCAAGUGAACGAAUGGACCUCUAUCUG
Molecule: messenger RNA, 1985 nt
Organism: Vitrella brassicaformis
Lineage: Eukaryota; Vitrellaceae
Source: the annotation of a GenBank genome assembly